AUGACAUCGAUGUGCAUCCCCGUCGAUGCUUCCAAGCCUCUGCACUUUUCAGGGCAGACGUUAAUUCUUCCUACUACUAGCAUUGGAUCUGUCCCACAAUUGUGCUUGGAUCUUCUCAUCCAUGCACCAUCUUUGCAGUGCAAACGCGUUGCUUACUUGGACGCCACGGAGUGUGUACCAUUUGUCGCUCCCAGUGAAGUAGGUGCGGCGAAUGACAUUUAUUCUGCGCUAGAUGUCUUUCAAGCCAGUGGUGGCAUUACAAUUGUGCAACAGAGAAGUCCCGUGAUCAAAGCAUUCCGAGCGUCGUUUGUCCAACGUCUGAUGCAAUGGAUCGAAAGUGCCGGGUUUUCUGAGAUUCUGAUUCUCUCCAGCAUGGAUGCAGCGAUGCGUGUAGAUCAUGAAUUCGCUACGCCAUUUGUUUAUGCCCGUCCCAUGCAAGCGACGGAAGGGCCAGUCGCUUCUGCUAUUACGUCUCAGUAUCCGCCCUUUCAGCCUUCGUUGCAAGGUUCUAACGUCGUAUCUAUGCCAGGUAGUGGAUUGGCACGAGUGUACUUGGAGCAUGCGCCGCCAAAUACCACAGCGUUGUUCUUGUUCUGUGCUGAAGGCGAUAAUCGUUCAGACGCACAUGCCAUGGCGAAACGUGUCACGGCUCUCCUGCAUAAAGAGACGGGUAUGUGA
This is a messenger RNA of Malassezia pachydermatis, 678 nucleotides long. RefSeq lists its product as hypothetical. The coding region runs from base 1 to 678 and encodes 225 amino acids. Gene Ontology annotation, cellular component: nucleus; cytosol. Gene Ontology annotation, biological process: proteasome assembly. The record is from RefSeq and is a predicted model, not a curated record. The transcript has 3 exons. NCBI's taxonomy places the organism in Eukaryota, Fungi, Basidiomycota, Malasseziomycetes, Malasseziales, Malasseziaceae.